Molecule: messenger RNA, 442 nt
Organism: Papilio polytes (common Mormon)
Lineage: Eukaryota; Metazoa; Arthropoda; Insecta; Lepidoptera; Papilionidae
Exons: 3
Coding region: 110-442 (110 amino acids)
Source: RefSeq, a predicted model, not a curated record
AUUGAAAUGUCAUUGGCAUCGUUUUAGGAUUGUUGCUUUAUAAUUUAAAUUUUAGUAUACUGUUUCUAUUUAUUUUAAAAAUCUUUGUGUGAUUAUAAUGUAAGUGAUCAUGUCCAACGAUUUAUCAGAUAAGUCAAGAAUACAAGACAUAAUAGAAGCAGCGAGAAUGCCAUUAAAAUGCCGCAUCCCGCGCAGCGUUCGCACCGACAAGCGGGGGAUAGUACCAUUCUCAGUUAACAGGACCAAACUCAACAAUACAGAUGUGAAGCAGAGGUCGAUAAGUCGUGGUAGGACAGAGAAGGCGCAAGUCAAUGAUAUGACACGGUCAGCUCGGCUAGAGCGGGACAGGAUCUCCUCAGCCUUGAAAGUAAGAUUAAUGGCAUCCCUUACAUUAUCUUUGAAGAUAACAGAGACGACUAAAAUCCAGUUGGUGGCAUUAUAA